Messenger RNA from Meyerozyma guilliermondii ATCC 6260, 1251 nucleotides. RefSeq names its product Fcr3p (gene FCR3). The coding region runs from base 1 to 1251 and encodes 416 amino acids. Lineage: Eukaryota; Fungi; Ascomycota; Pichiomycetes; Serinales; Debaryomycetaceae. Gene Ontology annotation, cellular component: RNA polymerase II transcription regulator complex. Gene Ontology annotation, molecular function: transcription cis-regulatory region binding; DNA-binding transcription activator activity, RNA polymerase II-specific. The record is from RefSeq and is a predicted model, not a curated record. The transcript has a single exon.
AUGCAAAUUAAAGGCAUCAUCACAAAAAGGGUCAAAAUCAAGAUAUCCAAUAGGUUUGAAAAAAAAAUUCUUGUGAUUUUGCCGUAUGGAUAUUUGCAGCCGUAUAUCUCUACGCCCGCGCUGGGUGCAGGCGAGCGAUGCACCGAAUUCAGCUCGCUCAGCACCGCGAAUUCAGCACAUCUGCACUCCCUGAUUAGUGAGCGUGGAAGAUCAACUCCACGAAUAAUGGAACACACAGAAACUUGUAGGAUCCUCGACGAGCCCACGGGGACCACCCCCGACAACUCGGAUGCAAAUAUAUCGUUUUUUUCUCAAACUCCAAGAGAAUUAGCUAAUUCUGGAAUGAUAUAUGAUGUCAACGAAAACCCCAUGGACGAAGCUGCCAUGAACGAAAUACACCAAGAGUGCGACAAGCACAUGAAUGUUAAUAACGGAAACCCCAUAGAACUUAACCACGAAAACAUGAACCUUUACAAUUCCAUUUUCGAAAACCAGUCUUCGCAAGCAAGUUACUCGCUGCCCAGUUCUCGAGCCCACCCUUCUCCCGGCACAGCAUCGACACUGACUGUAGAGACAGAGACGUUCAGGCGGUCGCAGGCUGCUGCCACGCAGAGCACGAGUCUGCGUAAAACUAAAGUGAAAGGUGUGAGCGAAGAAGAAGCUGCAUUGCUAGCACGAGACGAUACUGAGCUUUCAGACAAAGAAUUGCAGCUUAAGCGGAAGGCCCAGAAUAGGCUUGCACAGCGGGCGUUCCGGGAGCGGAAAGAGACCAGAAUGAAGGAAUUAGAGCUCAAACUCACUCAAUCUGAAGAUGAGAAAAAACGACUUCUUGACCAGUUGGACUUGAUCAGAAAACACAACCUCAACAUGCAAAGCGAAAACGAACGGUUGAGAAGUUUAGCGUCGCUGACCGCCGCGGAACACCCCGAUACCAAACCGCCAAGUGGGUUUUCAUUUGCAUUUCCAAGUACCCAGGAGGACUUUGUGCACAACUUGGUGGGAAAUGCACACGAAAUAGACACCAACAACAUCAACAGGGUGUACGAGAUUCCUCAGGAGCCAGGCGAGAAAAUCUUGGCGGUGGGUGCUGUUUGGGACUACUUGGUGCGUAUGGCUGAAGACCUGGACAAGGAUAUUGAUGUCAUUGAAAUAAUGGAAAAACUCAAGGGCCAUGAACGAUGCCACGGCUAUGGGCCAGCAUACCCAUUGAAGUUGGUACAAGAGGUGGCAGAAAGAUGCAGCUCUUCGUGA